Molecule: messenger RNA, 2367 nt
Organism: Calliphora vicina (urban bluebottle blowfly)
Lineage: Eukaryota; Metazoa; Arthropoda; Insecta; Diptera; Calliphoridae
Gene: Tom40
Product: Translocase of outer membrane 40
Exons: 4
Coding region: 266-1279 (337 amino acids)
Biological process (GO): protein import into mitochondrial matrix
Cellular component (GO): mitochondrial outer membrane; mitochondrial outer membrane translocase complex
Molecular function (GO): transmembrane protein transporter activity
Source: RefSeq, a predicted model, not a curated record
GGAGUUUUUGCUCUUUUCGUAGAAAUUUUUUUCUUAUAUGAAUGUUAGAAAAAUUGUUUCCCAAUUUUUAUCGGUGCGACGGGAAUAGUUAAAACGUUGAAAGCGUGCAAUUUCUGUUAAAAAUUACACAAAAAUUCCCUUAAAUCGGAAAACGACCAGUCGAAGAGGAAUUGAAUAAAAAUUCAGUGCGGUGUGUGUGUGCGGGUGUAAAUAAGUUUCGAACAGCAGAUAUCAAUCAGAAUAAAAGUUAAAAACAAGCAGCAGAAUGGGUAAUGUUAUGGCAGCAUCUUCGACGCCGAGCAGCGCAGCCGCCUCUUUGGACAAAGCGGCUAAAUUGGGAAUGCCAGAACCAGCAGCUCCCGGCAGCUACACAGGUGCCCAGGCGGUGGAGAAUGUUGUGAAAGAAACUAAAUUAGAUAAUCCAGGAACAGUGGAAGAAUUGCACAAAAAAUGUAAAGAUAUACAGGCCAUGACCUUCGAGGGUGCCAAAGUCAUGUUGAACAAAGGUCUCAGUAAUCACUUCCAAGUAUCGCAUACACUUAACUUGUGCAGCACACAACCCAGUGGCUAUCGUUUUGGUGCCACUUAUGUAGGCACUAAACAAUUCAGUCCCUCUGAAGCCUUUCCAGUUCUGUUGGGUGAUAUUGAUCCAUCGGGUAAUUUGAAUGCCAAUGUUAUUCAUCAAUUCUCACCACGUAUUCGUUGUAAAUUUGCCUCGCAGAUCCAAGAAUCAAAAAUUACCGCCGCCCAAUUGACCACAGAUUAUCGUGGUGAUGAUUUUACUGCAUCAUUGACCGUGGGCAAUCCCAAUAUCUUUAACAAUUCCGGUGUUUUUGUGGGUCACUAUUUGCAAUCGGUGACCCAGAAGAUUGCAUUGGGUGCUGAACUCGCCUAUCAAUAUGGUCCCAAUGUUCCUGGUGGUCAAAUCGCUGUUCUUUCUGCUGUCGGUCGUUAUACUAGCGGCGAUUCAACAUGGUCGGGCACCUUGGGACCCGGUGGCGUACACGUUUGCUACUACCAAAAGGCCAGUGAACAAUUACAAAUUGGUGUGGAAGUCGAAACUAGUCUGAGAAUGCAAGAGUCCGUUGCUACUCUAGGUUAUCAAGUGGACUUGCCCAAAGCUGAUGUUGUGUUCAGAGGCUCCUUUGACUCUAACUGGAAUGUGUGCGGUGUAUUAGAGAAACGUUUGCAGCCAUUGCCAUUUUCAUUUGCUUUAAGUGGACGUUUAAAUCAUACCAAAAAUCAAUUUAGAUUAGGUUGUGGUCUUAUUAUUGGUUAACCUUAAGUACUGAAAACAAAAAAAAACUAAAAAACACUGAAAAGAAACAAACAAAACUAUAAAAUGAUUUCAAUAAUAAUAGGGAAUUGGUUAAAAAUUAUUAACAAAUCAGCAGAAACAAACAAAAUAAAACAAAAACCAAAUAAACUUUAACAAAAUAACAACGUAGAAGAAAAUUGGAAAUAACAAAAUUCUUUGCAAAAAAAAAGACCACCAGCAACCAACGAAUCAAGCUUUCCUUUUUUGCCCAUUGCCUAGAUUCCUUAACACUUGAUUAAAAAAAAGAAAAACUUGCUGCAAACAAGGCCCUCAAAUGGAAAGCUUUUAUUUUCAAAAUUUUCUUAACUUUUGUUUAGAAAAGCAGUAAUUUUAAGAAAUUUGUAUUGACAUAUAUUUAAUUUCUUUACAUUUUCGCUGGAAAUAAAUUCAAACAAUAUAAAUUUCUUAAGAUUAGGAUGCUCCUCAGCAUUGGAGACUUUUAUGUGCAAAACAAAAACCACCCACAAAUAAACUCUUAAGAAGCCAUCAACACCGCCAGUUAUAAUUAUUUAAUUAUUAUUUUUUCUUAUGUACAAUUUUUUUUAAUUGUAAAAUUGCAUUUGUUUAGGUUUAAUGUAAACUUUUGUAUUUCUAAUACUCUUGUCUAAAGAAAACUAAAAAACAACAACUUUCCCCAUUGUGUGUGCUAGUAAUUAUCUAGGUUCCCAGUUCUUCCUUAACUGAAGUAAUCAGGUAUGUGAUGAAAAUCGAUUUCGAAAACGAAAAAAGAUGUGAUGUAUUUAUUGUUUUCGUUUUGUAAAUUGUUUAACCUUUAUCACGUUUCAUGCAUAAAUUCUUUUAAAUUAGUAGCUUUUUGUCAUCUGGGCUUUUGAUUAAAAAAAUAUUCUUUAAAUCGAUCGAAAUUCAUCGCACUUUUUCAAAUUGAUCGAUUUUCAUCACCUACCUGAAUGUCACACUAAUAUUUUUAACAUCUAACAAACAAACAAUGAAACAUGUCCAAAUAAACCUCAUCAUAUUGCUGCAAUUGUGUUAUGUUUUAAUAAAACUAUUGUAAAUUGUAAUAAUUAAAGAAAAUGUUUGAACCAAAA